AUGGUGAAAGAAACUGCAGGGAGAAAGUGUUCUCAUUGUGGACAUAAUGGUCAUAAUUCGAGAACUUGUCACGUGAAUGUGAGGAAUUGUAACGGGAAAGGAACGAGUGUGAAGAUUUUCGGUGUUAAUAUAAGUGGUAUGGAUCAAAAGCAAGAAAAUCCGAUGAAGAAAAGUUUUAGCAUGGGAAAUCUACAAUCUCAUGCAGAAAACAACGACCGCGUUGCCGAUGAUGGUUACUUUUCCGAUGGACAUAUUCAUUCUAAGAAACACAAAACCUCCCAUGAAAGAACCAGAGGUAUAUUUUUACAUUAUGAAACGAAGCCAUGGACGGAGGAGGAGCAUAGGAUGUUCUUGGAAGGUUUGAGAAAGCAGGGGAAAGGUGAUUGGAGAGGGAUUUCAAAGAAUUUCGUUACAACGAGGACCCCAACACAAGUUGCAAGCCAUGCACAGAAAUAUUUUCUCAGACAAGCGGUGAAUGACAAGAAGAAACACAGGUUUUCUACAUAUUAUUAUAUGAGCCUGGGGUUUCAACCACCCAUGGCUGGCCCAAGGUUUUCAGAAGCAAAGCUGAUGGCGUCUUUACCAUUGAUGCAUGUAGGACCGGUUAAAGGCUCGGGAAAUGUAGCUCAUCCCUCUGGUAUACCUUCGCCAAGGUCCAUGUUUCGAGUUGCCCCAUCAACAGAAAAAGAUCUUCUGGAGCUGAAGAUCGGCCCCCCUCAAUCACCUAAAAAUACUACAAGUCUACCAUCUCAUGCAUCCAUUAGGGUGAUUUGA
Molecule: messenger RNA, 774 nt
Organism: Hibiscus syriacus
Lineage: Eukaryota; Viridiplantae; Streptophyta; Magnoliopsida; Malvales; Malvaceae
Product: probable transcription factor At5g61620
Exons: 3
Coding region: 1-774 (257 amino acids)
Biological process (GO): response to gibberellin; response to auxin; response to ethylene
Molecular function (GO): zinc ion binding; DNA binding
Source: RefSeq, a predicted model, not a curated record